CUUUUUCUUUUCCCCCUCUCUCUCUGUCUCUCAAUCAAAUAACUCCAGAGUCCUCCAUCAGAACUCAUCAUGACCUCUCCAGUAGCUGCCGCAAAACAGCAGCUCAGACGCCUCCUCAAACAGCGUCUCUCCCAAGUCUCUCAAGAAUCCAUCCUCGCUCAAAGCAACACAAUAUUCGAAAUGCUCAAGUCUUUUAAGCCCUACCAAGACGCCCGCCGCAUCAGCAUCUACCUCUCCAUGCCCGCCGCCGAAAUCCAGACCGACGCCAUCGUCCGCCACGCCCUCGCCUCGGGCAAGCAGGUCUUCGUCCCCUACCUACACAAGUCGCCCCUCGACGAGCCCGGCACGCCCGCCCGCGUCAUGGACAUGGUCCAGCUGCGCGACGUGCGCGACUACGACGGCUUGCAGCGGGAUUCAUGGGGCAUCCCGAGCAUUGACCCUGCUACGGUUCACUUGAGGCAGCGGAUCCUUGGAGGUGGUGGCGGCGGCGGCGGUCCUGAUGGUGCGCAGAAUUCGGAGCAGGCGACGACGCUGGACUUGAUUCUCAUGCCGGGCGUGGCGUUUGAUACCGACGAGAGGGGUUGCGUGAGGAGGCUGGGCCAUGGCAAGGGGUUCUAUGACUUCUUCUUGAACAGGUAUCUUGCUACGAAGCCGCAUGAUGAGGCGGGCGGGGAGCACGUGUUGCGGUUUUACGGGCUGGCGCUCAAGGAGCAGCUUCUUGAUCCGAUGGCGGAUGAGCCGGUGCCUAUGGGGCAGUUUGAUAGGAAGUUGCACGGUUUGAUCCUGGGCAAUGGGGAGAUUAAG
Molecule: messenger RNA, 804 nt
Organism: Trichoderma reesei QM6a
Lineage: Eukaryota; Fungi; Ascomycota; Sordariomycetes; Hypocreales; Hypocreaceae
Exons: 2
Biological process (GO): tetrahydrofolate interconversion; folic acid-containing compound biosynthetic process
Cellular component (GO): mitochondrion
Molecular function (GO): 5-formyltetrahydrofolate cyclo-ligase activity
Source: RefSeq, a predicted model, not a curated record